ACGGUGUCUUCUUCUCUGUUUUGCUGCUGCAGUGCUGCUUUUGUUCAGGUUGUUCUCCAUACAGUGGAAAAAAUGAUGUCUGACAUGACGGCAAUGGAGGAGUUUGAACAUCAAUUUGCCAGUCUUUCGGCGGACAUAACAAGCAAAAUAAAUGAUAUACCGAAAAAACAUGGAAAUGAAAAGAAGAUUCUGGUAAAUACAGCUGAAAAACAGAUGGAUGAGGCACAAGAAUUACUUGAGCAAAUGGACCUUGAAGUACGGGGUAUUCCUGCCAAGGAUCGCCAGAAGUACAGUACACGUGUCAAAAGCUACCAGACUGAACUAACACGCCUUGAAAAGGAUCUGAGGAGGUCCAAGAUAGCAUUUACUGAUUUAGAAACUGGAAGGGAUGAAUUAUUUGGCUUGGAAGAUGUACAAAGUUCAGAAGAUCAAAGAACAAGAUUACUAGACAAUACAGAGAGGUUAGAAAGGUCGGGUCGAAAAUUAGAAGCAGGGUAUAGAAUGACUGUAGAAACGGAACAAAUUGGUCAAGAUAUUUUAGACAAUUUACACAGAGAUAGGGAAAAAAUUAACAACUCUCGACAAAGGUUAAGAGAUAUGGAUUCUACUAUCGGUCAAAGUUCAAGGGUACUUAAUACUAUGUUACGACGAAUUAUUCAAAAUCGUUUUCUGAUGAUUUUUCUUGGACUUGUCGUGGUGGCUGUGAUUAUAUUAGCAAUAUUUUUCUCUGUCAAGAAACAUAAAUAGAUACUGUAGUAUAUAUAGAUAUCCAAAUGCAGAAAGUAUUGUAUUUAAUUAAAUCAUUUUUUUUCUUCCUAAUGAUAUGAAUAGCUGGGGGGAAACCCCAUUGUCUACCAGCUUGACCUUGUAGCAUCGAUGGAAAAGACAGCAAGUGUUGGGGUCCACGUUUAAAAUCCCAAACAUUUAUUAUUAUGAUAAUUUUUAUAUAUCUGAUGGAGAUGUGUCUCCAUACCAAAGUUAAUAUCAUGUGGUCAUUAAAUUUUUUUUAGGUAAUAGCAGUAUAGUAAAUAUAAUUCUGUACUUAUAUUUUAAAUUACACAUUUAAAAUACAACUUGUUAUUUUUCUGCUAUUAUGGUUGAUAUUAUAAUGGUGUGUAACAAUGAAUAUUUUAUUUGUGUAUAUUUUUCCAGGUGCAUGUUGCAUUAUAUAUACAUAUAUACUGUACUAGACCUAUAAAGUAUAUACUUUGAAGUGCACAAUCUUAUUGUAUUUAAAAUCCUGAGCCUAAUCCCUUCCAAGUGUUUUUGUCUCUUAAAAUGUGCAAUAGAUUCAUGUUUUAUGUUUCAAUAUUAUAACUUAUCUGUGUAUUGAAUCUCUCUGUAAAAAUUAGUUUUUAUUAGUUUUGUUUUUUUGGAGAAUAUGGUAUACAGUACUGCUAUAUGGCACAAAUUGUGCUACGCAGACUGUAGUUCAAAAUCAAGCUAUAAAACCUGAGCAAGUACAUAUCAUUACAUAAUAUGUGGGAUUUCAGGAUUUUUAUUGGGACUGAUGGAAAUAUAACCUGAAAUUUGUAUACUUGAAAUUAAAAUUUGAGAUAUUUUACCUUUUGGGUUGGUAUUCAAUGAUUGUUGUUAAUGUUGCUAUUUUUUUAAAUGAACCUGUUUCUCAAAUUUUCUUCCUAAUGUACUUUUAUUUACUAUUAUAUUCAUUGCGUGGUGUAUAUACAUAAAUGCAUUCCCACCUACUAUUCUUAUCUUUGCUAUAAUUUUAUAUUAUUUAAUUACUGUACCUUUGAAAGGUUAGCGAAUUAAAUAUAAUACAUCAACAUGUUGAAGAAAGUGCUUUAUAAAAUGUACGUGUGUAGUUUUAUUUUAGCAAUUUCAUGAUUAUUGAAAAUAUCUUGGUAGAAUUUCUGAAUAUGCAUUAGUAAAUUAUCUCCAUAUGCAUGAAGACCAACAUUCUCAUAAUCAAUGGGAUCUAAAAACCCUUUUGAUUGUUGCAUAAAGAAAUUUGUCAGUGUCGGCUAUUAUAAGGGGAGAUUUAACUGGAAUAUUAUGAUGGAAGUUAUGAAAUAUUAUGUUUGUGUAUUUAUGUUUCGUUUAUUAUGUUUCGUUUAUUAUGUAGGUCAAAGGUCAUGCUCAGAUUUGAGGCGUGCUGCUACACCGGAGCAAUAGUUAAUUAGCAAUCUAAA
This is a messenger RNA of Anneissia japonica, 2153 nucleotides long. RefSeq names its product vesicle transport through interaction with t-SNAREs homolog 1A-like. Gene Ontology annotation, molecular function: SNARE binding; SNAP receptor activity. NCBI's taxonomy places the organism in Eukaryota, Metazoa, Echinodermata, Crinoidea, Comatulida, Comatulidae. The transcript is spliced from 8 exons. Gene Ontology annotation, biological process: retrograde transport, endosome to Golgi; Golgi to vacuole transport; intracellular protein transport. The coding region runs from base 73 to 747 and encodes 224 amino acids. Gene Ontology annotation, cellular component: endoplasmic reticulum membrane; Golgi apparatus; ER to Golgi transport vesicle membrane. The record is from RefSeq and is a predicted model, not a curated record.